GCUGUAACCGUUUAACUAAAAACAUGGAGCAAAGCUGAAAAAUAUGGAGCAGAGCAGUCCCAAACACCUCCAAUACUCCAACAGUACUAGCCUAUUACAUCUUCUUCAGCCCGCCUCUAAAGUUGAAGUGUUUGCCAAGUCGCCUCCUCAGUCCUCAGUCCUCAGAGUCAGACAGAAGAGAGAAGAGAGAGUGAGCGAGACAGACGAAAGGCUCGCUAGACAUGGCCAAGGCUCACGUCCUGGUGCUGCCGAUGCCGUGCCAGGGCCACGUCACGCCGCUCAUGGAGCUCUCCCACCGUCUGGUCGACCAAGGCUUCGAGGUCACCUUCGUCAACACCGAUGUGGACCACGCCUUGGUGGUAACCGCGCUGGAGGCCUCCGGCGGCGCGGCGGCGUUUGGCGGCGGCAUCCACCUGGCGUCCAUCCCGGACGGGCUUGCCGACGACGAGGACCGCAAGGACAUCAACAAGCUCGUCGACGCAUACUCGCGCCACAUGCCGGGCUACCUGGAGAGCCUCCUCGCCGACAUGGAGGCCGCCGGGCGGCCCAGGGCGAAGUGGCUCGUCGGCGACGUCAACAUGGGCUGGUCCUUCGAGAUCGCCAAGAAGUUCGGCAUCCGGGUCGUGUCCUUCUGGCCGGCGGCCUCGGCGUGCUUGGCCUUCAUGCUCAAGAUUCCCAACCUGAUAGAGGAAGGACUCAUAAACGACAAGGGGUUGCCAGUCCGGCAGGAGACGUUCCAGCUGGCCCCGGGGAUGCCGCCGCUGCACUCGUCGCAGCUGUCGUGGAACAACGCCGGCGAGCCCGAGGGGCAGCACAUCAUCUUCGACCUGGUGACCCUGAACAACAAGCUGAACGAGCUCGCGGAGAUGGUGGUGAGCAACUCCUUCUACGAGGCGGAGGCCGGCGCGUUCAAGCUCUUCCCCAGCAUCCUGCCCAUCGGCCCGCUGUUCGCCGACCCGGCGUUCCGGAAGCCCGUGGGGCACUUCCUGCCGGAGGACGAGAGGUGCAUCAAGUGGCUGGACACGCAGCCGGACGCGUCCGUCGUGUACGUGGCCUUCGGCAGCAUCACCAUCUUCGACCCGCGCCAGUUCGAGGAGCUCGCCGAGGGGCUGGAGCUCACCGGCCGGCCGUUCCUGUGGGUGGUGCGCCCGGACUUCACCCCCGGCCUCAGCAAGGCGUGGCUCCACGAGUUCCAGCAGCGCGUCGCUGGCAAGGGCAUGAUCGUCAGCUGGUGCUCACAACAACAGGUUCUGGCUCACCGCGCGGUGGCAUGCUUCGUGUCGCACUGCGGGUGGAACUCGACCAUGGAGGGGGUGAGGAACGGCGUGCCGUUCCUGUGCUGGCCCUACUUCUGCGACCAGUACCUGAACCGGAGCUACAUUAUCAACGUGUGGAGGACGGGCCUGGCGGUGACGCCCGACGCAGACGGGAUCGUAACGCAGGAGGAGCUGAGGAGCAAGGUGGAGCAGGUCGUCGGCGACGCCGACAUAAAGGACAGGGCGCUGGUGUUCAAGGAUGCAGCCCGCCGGUGCAUCGCCGAAGGGGGAUCCUCGAAUGACAACUUCAAAAAGCUCGUCAACCUGCUCAGUUCGGGUACCCGCAAAUUCGGGUUCGGGUUCGGGUUCGGAGGAGUAUGUGAUAUAUUGAAUGCUCUGUUUCUAAGUUCGUUUAAAAAAAACAAAAAUUAUCUGGCUCUAGCUAAGGCAGCGGCCGCCAAUCCUCCAUAUGACUCCAUAUCCAUUCAGCACGGUGGUGCUCGUGUCACAACCGUGCGGCAUUAUCACCACAAGGUUUCAGACGCCGCCCCCCUGGCCACUGCACGUCUUGGUUUUGCUUCCGACUUCCCAGCUCCUGCCAUGGCGGCGCCUCAUGUCCUGGCCCUGCCGUUCCCUGCCCAGGGGCACGUCAUCCCUCUGAUGCAGCUCUCCCACCGGCUGGUCGAGAAUGGCAUCGAGGUCACCUUCGUCAACACCGAGCUCAACCACGCGCUCGUGCUAGACGCGAUGCCGGCUGACGGCACUGGCCGGUCGCUCGACGGCAUCCACCUGGUGGGCGUCCCGGACGGGCUGGCCGACGGCGACGACCGCAAGGACCUCGGCAAGCUCGUCGACGGGUUCUCACGGCACAUGCCGGGCUACCUGGAGGAGCUUGUCGGUAGGACUGAGGCGUCCGGGGGCACAAAGAUCAGUUGGCUCAUCGCCGACGAGGCCAUGGGGUGGGCGUUCGAGGUCGCCAUGAAGCUCGGCAUCAGGGCCGCCGCCUUCUGGCCCGGGUCGGCGGCCUUCCUCGCCACAAUUUUGAGAAUUCCUCAGAUGAUACAGGACGGCAUCAUCGACGAGAAAGGGUGGCCAAAUCGGCAGGAGACAUUCCAGUUCGCGCCGGGGAUGCCACCGCUCCACACGUCGCAGCUGCCGUGGAACAACUCCGGCUUGCCGGAGGGCCAACCGGCCAUAUUCCAGCUCCUCACCCGGAACAACGAGGCCAGAGACCUCGCCGAGGUCAUCGUCUGCAACUCGUUCCGGGACGCGGAACCUGAAGCGUUCAAGCUGUACCCCGACGUCAUGCCCAUCGGCCCCCUGUUCGCGGACCGUCAGUUCCACAAGCCGGUGGGGCAGUUCUUGCCGGAGGACACCGGGUGCCUCGAGUGGCUCGACGCGCAGGCCGACCGCUCCGUCGUGUACGUGGCGUUCGGCAGCUUCACCGUCUUCAACCCGCGGCAGUUCGAGGAGCUUGCGCUGGGGCUGGAGCUCGCUGGCCGGCCGUUCCUGUGGGUGGUGCGGCCGGACUUCACCGCUGCUGGCCUGAGCAAAGCGUGGCUCGACGAGUUCCGGGACCGUGUCGGCGGCAGGGGCAUGAUCGUGAGCUGGUGCCCCCAGCAGCAGGUGCUGGCUCACCGUGCGGUGGCGUGCUUCGUGUCGCACUGCGGGUGGAACUCGACGAUGGAAGGGGUGAGGAACGCGGUGCCGUUCCUGUGCUGGCCCUACUUCACGGACCAGUUCCAGAACGAGAGCUACAUCUGCAACGUGUGGAGGACCGGCUUGGCGGUGGCGCCGGGGCCGGACGGCGUCGUGACGAAGGAGGAGCUGAGCGGCAAAGUGGAGCGAGUCCUUGGAGACGACGGGAUCAGGGAGAGGGUGAGCGCGCUCAGGGAUGCGGCGUGCAGGUCCAUCGCCGAGGGUGGGUCGUCGCGUGACAACUUCAAGAAGUUUGUGGAGCUCCUGAAACUGAAAGACUAAAAUAACGCUUUAAUGUAUGCUAGCAAACAUGCAUAUGGGUUACAACUACAGGAUAUAUAGUAAUUUGUUGUGUGUUGUUUA
Molecule: messenger RNA, 3317 nt
Organism: Sorghum bicolor (sorghum)
Lineage: Eukaryota; Viridiplantae; Streptophyta; Magnoliopsida; Poales; Poaceae
Exons: 7
Coding region: 222-3236 (1004 amino acids)
Molecular function (GO): UDP-glycosyltransferase activity
Source: RefSeq, a predicted model, not a curated record